GGUGAUGCCUUUGAUGCGAUUCUGCGGGUUUUUUUCAUCCGGCAAAGGUGAUGGGUUUUUGUUGUUAUUUCCUGGAAGCCCCUAAAGAUCUUUUCUUGGACGGAUUGUUUCUACUGGGUUUGGGAAUUCGGUCCCAACUUCGUGGUUCCUAGGUUUUGCAUCUCCAAGAUUGUCUCAAUUCUUGGAAUCCUUUCUUUCUGAAGAUGAAAGGCGAGGAUGGCAUGCUGAUAUAUGUUCUGUGCUGUUCGUCUGGAUAAAAAGAUUUCCGUGUCACGACAUUGGAAUGCUACGGGAGUAAUGAAGUUCAAAGAAGGUGAUUGGGUGGAGGUCUUUAGAAGAAAUGAGGAGCCAUAUGGCUCCUGGUUCCCUUCAAAAGUUCUAUCGGUUGAUGUUGACAAGUGUGCUGUAAGAUGUGAGCUAUCUGCAACUCCAGAUGGAAGGCCCAUAAUAGAAAAGGUGCAUGAAAGAGAUGUCAGACCUUGCCCUCCCCAUGCGCCUGGCACGGAGCAUUGGAUGGUUGGCGACAUUGUUGAGGUGUUUGAUGCACAUUCUUGGAGGGUGGGAAAGAUUGCUAAGGUCCUCAGUGAUGAUUAUGUUGUGACCAAAAUCUUUGGUUCGAUCCAGCUUAAAGAGUUCCAUGUAUCUAAUCUGAGGUCUCGACAAGCUUGGCAGAACAACCACUGGGUUAUGAUCAACAAGAGAACUCUGCAGGGGCAUCUCAAACCCCAGCGUGUCUCAAUUCAUGAUGAUGAGAUAAGAGGCACCGGCAGGAAAAGGAAGGCUAGUUCAAAAAAUGAAGUUUAUAACCUGCUUGACAGAAGAACACUGCAACAAAAAUUAGAUGAUGUUACAUUCUCAAAAUCUACAGUUCGUGAAAAUGCUACACUCCUUAAAUCUGCUAGAGACAGAAUAAAUAUGUAUACUCAGAUGGAAGCUGAUAAGGUGUCGUCAGAUGUGCAUUUCAGAAAUUCAUCUGCAGUACCUACAAAGGUUACUGAAGAGAUUGCUGAAUGCUCUGUCGCUAGUUGUAGUGGUAAUGAUAUAAUAGAAACCGCUAAUCAAAAUACUAGAAGACAUACCAGGGAUAUUGCCAGAAAUACUUUUGAUCAUGCCAUGUCUUUGUGCCCACAUGAAGGUGGGAGAGAGAGCCAAAGGAUUUCUGGAGACAAGUUAGCUGCCAGUAUUCACGAAUUAGAGCUACAUGCAUAUCAAUCUACCAUGCAAGCGUUGUAUGCAUCCGGUCCUUUGAGUUGGGAACAGGAGUCACUUCUAACAAAUCUUCGUCUCUCACUAAAUAUUUCUAACGAAGAGCAUUUACUUCACUUGAGGCAGCUAUUAUCUACUGAAGUUCUUUGAGCCCUAACUACUUACCAUCAUGCUGCUACAAGGUCGAACAAUGUUAGGUACAUCUCUAUCUUUCGGAAGAUCACCUCCUGAUCAACUUUAUAGAGUUUAUCAUUUGUUAUCGAGAAAGAAUGAUUGUAAUGGCAGGCGAAUUAAUCAUACCCUGCAAUUUUUAGAUAGCUUUAAUCUUGUUUCCUUUUAUAUGCAAUAUGAUUAAACUUUUUGAAUGAAAUUGAGUAGUUUUCCU
Molecule: messenger RNA, 1591 nt
Organism: Musa acuminata subsp. malaccensis (wild Malaysian banana)
Lineage: Eukaryota; Viridiplantae; Streptophyta; Magnoliopsida; Zingiberales; Musaceae
Source: RefSeq, a predicted model, not a curated record